Microplitis demolitor is the source of this 1718-nucleotide messenger RNA. RefSeq names its product POC1 centriolar protein homolog A (gene Poc1). Gene Ontology annotation, cellular component: centriole; ciliary basal body. The record is from RefSeq and is a predicted model, not a curated record. Gene Ontology annotation, molecular function: protein binding. Lineage: Eukaryota; Metazoa; Arthropoda; Insecta; Hymenoptera; Braconidae. Bases 344 to 1414 code for a protein of 356 amino acids. Gene Ontology annotation, biological process: cilium assembly. The transcript has 4 exons.
UAGCAUUGAGUGUAUGGCAGGAGGGGGUAAAAAUAUCGCAGGUUCUGCCAGCACUGGCCUCGUGACCGCUGAUUCAAAUAAAUAUAUACAAUACUAACUGUCAUAUUUGUUAAUAAAUUUAAUUGAUUUUGCUUAUAGUUGUUUUUAAAGUUUAAAUAAAAAAAAAAAGUUGUAAUAAUAAAAUAAAUUUGAAGAAGCUUUUGUUAAAAUAAUUUAAAACUAGAGAUCAACGAUAGUUUAUUUUUUAAAUAAUAAAUUACCCAGGAAUAAAAAAAGUGAGGUUAUAAUAAAAUUGAAUUUUUGGCGGGAUAUAAAAAUAACAAAUUUUUAAAAAAUUAAAAAAAUGUUGGACACGAAGAGUGAUCCAGCGAUCGUUAAAAAUUUCUUGGGACACAAGAAAGGCAUCACCAGUGUCAAGUUCCAUCCGGAGCAGCACAAGGUGGCCACGAGUAGUCUGGACAAAUCCUUCAUAAUUUUCGAUUUUAAAAACUCUUCUCGUUGCAAUCGGUACCUCGCUCACACCGAUGCCAUCAAUGACAUAGAUUACACUCCUUCUGGUGAAUUGGUAGCCACUGCCUCCAAAGACAGGACUGUCAGAAUAUGGGUACCCAAAGUUCGUGGGCAGUCGCUGGAUUUCCGAGCUCACAGUAGUUCUGUCCGGUCUGUUCAAUUCAGUGCUGAUGGAAAAGAGUUAAUAACAGCAUCCAAUGAUAAGAUCAUAAAGUUAUGGAAGAUUCAUCAGCGUAGAUUCUUAACAUCCUACAUUGGUCAUACACACUGGGUUAAUUCUGCCAGAUUUUCACCAGACAGCCGUUUGAUUGUCUCGUGCAGCGAAGAUAAAACAAUCAAAAUAUGGGAUGUAGCCAGCGGACAAUGCCUCAGAACGAUCAAUGAACUCAAAGCGCCUCCAUUGUAUGUUGAAUUUCAUCCUUCCGGUGGAGCUAUCGGCACUGGCAAUGCUGAUGGGUCUGUUAAAAUUUAUGAACUACGCACUGGGUCACUGCAUCAGUACUAUGCAGCCCACAUUGAUGCUGUCAAUAAAAUUUCCUUUCAUCCAAAUGGUAAUUUUAUGCUGACUGCUUCCGAAGAUUCAACAAUGAAGAUUCUGGACAUACUGGAAGGAAGACCAAUCUAUACAUUGAAGGGACACACGGGUGGUAUUUCUGCAGUGUCAUUUUCACCAACUGGCGAAUACUUUGCAUCUGGUGGACGCGAUAACGAGCUACUGGUUUGGGAAUCAAAUCUUGAGCAUCACGAAUCUCAAAGAUCUCCGAGGAAAAAAACUUCGACAGACACUCUGGAGAUUGAAAAAGAGUUAAAGUCUUUGCAGUUCGGUGACGAGACUGAAGGAUCUCAUGACUUGAAAGACAACAAAAAUAAAAAUAAUAUUAGCCCUGAGUUGUUGGUGAGUUAAUUUAUUAUUACAACCAACAUUUCAUACAAUCACUGUGCGGAAGUCUCGGACAAUGGAGUUUUAACAAAAAAAAUUCUUCAGCUCAGCAACAAGUUGACGCUAAAUUAAAAUCAUUAAUUUAAUUUAGUCAGGCCAAAAUUUCAUGAAAAAGAUGAUUGUUAUCCAAGCUAAUGAUUAAUGAUCUUGACGAUUCUGAUACUAAAAAUAGCAGACCAAGUUUUUACUUUGAGUUAAAAAAAUACAUACAUUCAAAAUAUGAACGUUAAAUUUUUUGCUUGCAUUGAAAUUUUUUUUCUAUUUUUAU